AUGUCCGUACGGAAACGUUCCGAAGCCCAUGGAACAGACAGCUUUGUGUCUUACAGAGGCUACUUUUUACCGCCAAAUAUAGAGGAAGCGAGACUUACAAACCGUGAACUGGACAAGUUUGAGCUGACAGACGAGGACUUACUGGUGGUCGGAUUUCCAAAGUCUGGCGCCACUCGCAUGACUCUGCUUCUCCGAGAGAUGUACGACAACUGGGGUCUCAUUGAAGCCGCUGGAAGGAAAGUUGUGGCCCAACUCGAAUGGUCCGUCAGCCAGUUUCAUACUGAGGGGGCUGUUGGUAUAGCUAAAAAAAUGUUUGCCACGGAUCCCACUGAUAUGACAACAAGUCGCCGGUUGAUAAAAACCCGUCUACCUUACCCAAUCGUGCCCGAAAAGCUACGCGAAGGUAAAAUAUGUAAGGUUAUUUAUAUAUCGCGAAACCCUAAAGAUGUGUGCGUCAACUACUAUAGUUUUGAGAAAUCAUCUCUCCCGCUUGGUGAAGACGGCGAGCCAAUACCCUGGGAGGCGUUCGUACAGAACUUCGCCGAAGGACUAGUUGUGUAUGGCCCCUGGUUGAACCACGUGACAGAAUGGCUGAAACACCGCGACGACGACAAUUUCCUGCACGUCUCCUAUGAGGAUCUGAUGCAGAAACCCGACACCGUGAUUCGUACGCUUGCUGAAUUUAUCGGAUACCCAUUGGACGAAGUAGCCGUGAAGAGACUGUCCCGUUUCCGCGCAGACGGCACAGAUAAGGACCCGGAUAUGAAAGGUGUCAAGAAGGGAGUCAUUGGGGAAUGGAAAAAACAUUUCUCCGAGGAACAGAGUAAAAUGUUUGAUCGAGACAUCGGCAUGAUGUUGAAGGCGAAAAACCUGGACUUUUUAUACACACCUUACCAGUGA
Saccoglossus kowalevskii is the source of this 900-nucleotide messenger RNA. Its product is annotated as sulfotransferase 1B1-like. The record is from RefSeq and is a predicted model, not a curated record. Gene Ontology annotation, molecular function: sulfotransferase activity. Lineage: Eukaryota; Metazoa; Hemichordata; Enteropneusta; Harrimaniidae.